Messenger RNA from Exaiptasia diaphana, 2358 nucleotides. RefSeq names its product box C/D snoRNA protein 1. The transcript is spliced from 8 exons. Bases 49 to 969 code for a protein of 306 amino acids. The record is from RefSeq and is a predicted model, not a curated record. NCBI's taxonomy places the organism in Eukaryota, Metazoa, Cnidaria, Anthozoa, Actiniaria, Aiptasiidae. Gene Ontology annotation, cellular component: nucleus; pre-snoRNP complex. Gene Ontology annotation, biological process: snoRNA localization; maturation of LSU-rRNA from tricistronic rRNA transcript (SSU-rRNA, 5.8S rRNA, LSU-rRNA); box C/D snoRNP assembly.
GUGUAGAAUUUAUUUUUCUCUAUUCAAAUAUUUGACAAUAUUAUCACUAUGAGCUGUGAAGRAAACACAAAGAAAGAAGACGUGUGUGAAAUCUGUGGUGGUAAAGAAGUCAAGUAUCGUUGCCCUUCUUGUAUGAGGCGGACAUGUAGUUUGCAGUGUGUCAAGCAUCAUAAAAAAUCGUAUAAUUGUGAUGGGAUACGUUGUAAAACGACGUAUGUAUCCAAAACUGACUACAACUACAAUAACAUGAUCAGUGAUUACAGGUUCCUGGAAGAUACUGAAAGAGUGGCUUAUAGUGCAAGUUCAAAUAAAAAACACAAAAAUUUCAACCGAUCUGCUGUAACAUUGUUGAAAAARGCAAGACAAAAUGGAGUCACUCUAAAAUUAAUGCCAAUUGGAAUGAGUAAAAGAAUGACAAACACUUCUCACUUUAAUCACAGAACUAAAUGCAUCAUGUGGCGAGUAAGAUGGUCAUUCCCACAGGCCGAUGCAGAGUAUGUCAACAAAAAAGUUUCAGAAAAUAAGGUACUGAAAGACUUGCUUAAAGGCUACAUUGAUCCAUUAGAAAGUGAUCCAGUAAUUCGGCAAAGACUCAAGUCAUACAUACAGACUCCUGUCGAACAGGUUUCUGUUUUCUUAAAGAUGGAGUAUCAGCCUGCCAAUCAAGMAAGAUACUUUUCACUUGAUCUAAAUCAAACUCUAAGGGAGUGUCUUUGGGGGAAAACAAUCAUUGAAUUUCCUACAUUCCAUGUUGUAUUACCUGAUAAAGCAGACAUGUAUAUAGUACAAGACUCAUCAGCAARACAAGAUGCUCAACAAACAAUGAAAGUUAAGGAGAACCAGAACACAAGAGAAACUGUGACAAGUCAGCAUUGUAACUCAACUGAAAGUAUAGACUAUCCACAGGAUGAAUCCAGUGAGCGCCAAGAGAACCAGGCAGAUAAAUUAAUAGAAAUUGUAGAAUCCUAGCAAUUACAAUGUAUGUAUAAUGUAUGUAAUAUUUGACAUUUUUUUAUGCUACUUUUGUAUGAAAUACCAUCACUCCAAGGGAUAUUUAACAAUUCCAGUUAGUCCAUUUUUUCCCAAAAAAUUAUGGGGAAAAUUUGAAAAAAAAAGGCUGUACAGAACAAUUUUUCUCUGCAUACUUUCRAGUAUUUUUGCUUCAUUUGAUGCAAUAAACCAUAGUUCAGUAGCCAAUAAGAGUGCUGGAUUUGUGGUAGCCCAUAGUUUCAUGAUAAAUACUAAUAGUGAUUAUAUUAGUAACUUUUACCAAACCUCCUAAGGCUGAGGGGGUGUUAAUUUUAAAACCACUAGUAUCAUAAAGUAGCCAUUUUAUUACUUUGAUCACUGAAACAAUAYAAGACACGUGUAAGGUACAACAUUUCAUAUCUUUAUUGAUUGGAAGAAAAGCCUUAGCAACUGAAUGUCAAGCAAAUGUUGAAACAUUAUUACAAUGAGUCAAGUGAAACACCAUAGAGCUCCGGUGAAUAACAAUAGUGAUAACGUACCAGAAWAGUUUCCAGAAAACCAUGAAAUUYAGUGUUACAGCUGUGACCAGUCCAAAAAAAACUUUACAAUGCAAUUAUAAGAAAUCAACUGAAGUUCUUUGGCAACAACUGUCACCCGUUUGCUGGAAAAUGUUGAUUGACAGCAGACUACCACUAAUAUUGCUUUUCAAGAAUUUUGUUCAGUCUAGUUGUGUAGCAGUGGCAGUUAAACCUGUGAAAGUAUUGUGGAAAUAGAUAGUUCAAAUACACUUCAGCAUAAUUCAUAUCAUCUUUUGUACUAUGCUGCCACAGCUAUUAGAAAUUAUUAUUCACAGGUUUAUGAAGACCACUAAUAAACUAGUCACUUUCACAAAGAUUGUUGAAAUCAAAAAUACAAUAUCAUUAUACCAUAUUUUGAAGUUUUGAGUAUCAAAAUGACACGUGUAAUGAUUACUUUUGAUUUCAACAACUUUGUAAAAAAGACUUCAAUAACUAUUUGCGGUAACAGUAUAAUUCUGAAAAAAAAAACAUGAUGAGAAGUUAUGAAAGAUAUAAUAUAAGAAAUAUGAACUUUCCAGUAUUAAUAGUGAUUAUAUGUAGAUCUGUCUAACAUCCAAUUAAUACAUUUUGUAGAAAAUGAGAGCAUUGCUAAGGAUUUUCAAUCCAUUUGAUUAUGAGACACUGACAAAACUUGUCAAUAAAACUCCAGUUCAUCUAACAAAUACAUCAGUAUUUCUGAAGCUUGAGUUAUCCCUGUUUGAACAAAGAAAAAUUGAAUUAUGUUCAGCCAAAAAUUCUCACUUGAAUUGUAUGUGAAUCAAUCAUUCAACUAUAAAAAUGUCAAUCAAAUAAAAUGUUGAGCGUUAUCAUA